CAUGGCUGGCGCAGGGGGAAUUUGCAAGUUUUUUCUUCAAGGAAACUGCAAAUUCGGGGACCGUUGCUGGCAUCCACACUCAAAAGGAGGUGGACAGCAGCAGCAAUAUGGCGGCUCGUCUGGUUUCACGCAUAAUCGCUAUUCCCUCUUCAACAAGUCAAACACCCAGCAGAGUUCGACGGCCUCGUCCUCAUCUGUAAAUGAGAUCAUUAAAAAUCUCACAGCCGAGAUGGAGAUCUGGGGGACGAGUAAGAUGUGGCCGUUCUCGUGUUACGCCCACAGUAAGGAGUGCAUGUGCAUGCCCGGCUUUGACGACUUCUCACCGGAGGAGAUGAGACUCGAAGCUUAUAAUGAGAACAGAAACCAUGCGGCACAAAUCAACUAUAAAGCGAAGGAAGCACAGCUGGGACUCGAAUACAAGCUGAAAAGAGAAAAGUUGAAGAACCCCAGUGGAACCACCAAACAAAAUCUGAUCAAAAUUAUCGAGGAAGCAAAAAAGUGCAUGGCUGAUUCUUCCUCUAGUGCAACCAAAGGACAAUUAUUCAGUACAAAGUCGGCUUUCGGCAGCACAACCACGGCUGCUAGUAGCGCAUUUGGUGGAACGAAAACCUCGUCCACAUUCGGAGCAGCAAAUGCGACAAGUGCAUCUUUGAAUCCAAAUCUGUUUGGUAAAGGAGCAAGUGCGAGCACGAAUCCAUCAAGUCCAUUCAGCUUCAGCAGCCCAGCAACGGUUACAACCACACAAAGUUCAGCAUUCGGCGCUAGUUCUGCACAGAGCAGUUUGUUCAAACCUGCUACAUUCGGAGCGGCGUCUGCCUUUGGUGGGUCAGCAACAACACAAACGUCUGCAUUCGGUGGUUCCAUGUCUUCACAGCCGGCUACAUUAGGAACAGGUACGUUUGGAAAAACUGCCCAGAGUUCGGUAUUCGGUGCUGCUCCUUCAUUUGGUGCUCAGACAUCAUCAUCGGGAUUUAGUGCAAGUGGCGGUCAGACAACAACAUUUGGUGCAUCUCCUUCCCGUCCUGUGACUGGGUUUGGUGCGACAGCGUCAACAUCUGCGUUUGGUACGUCAACUCCACAAACAUCAGCUUUUGGUCUGACAGCCAAUCAGACAUCAGCAUCUGUUUUUGGGGCAACGCUGACCAAUCAGACUUCUGCAUUUGGUGGCACUGCAGCAAGCCAACCGUCUGCGUUUGGGGGUACCACCACUCAAACAUCAGCAUUUGGUGGUCAGGGGUUCGGUGCAGCACCGAGUACGAGCGGAUCUGGUGCUCAACCAACCGGUUUAUUUGGUAAGCCAGCAGGUGUGGGACUUUUUGGCAAACCUGUUCAAGAAUCUGCCGCAGCCACAGCUGCAACCACAGGUACUCCCAGUAACCAUAAGAUUUAUACAGCCUUGGAGCAAAUAACAUUAGAAGAAAAAGCUGAGUUUGAAGCUCCUAAAUUCACUCUAGGUAGGAUACCUACUCGACCGCCACCCAAGGAAUACGUGUAAUCAUGUAGAAAUAUUUCAAUAAUCCACAGGCAGUUGAAAACCUGUCAGUGGCAACGACAUUGUACCAGAGCACUCCAUCCCUCAAUGUUCAAGACUUACCUUGGGUACUUGAAGGGUACAUCUAGCAGGGUGAAGCCAUAAGUAGUCUUUUGCGAAGGGUCCGCAGAGAGACUAAACCUAAACCAUUUCCUCUUUUUUUGGCUUUAUUCAUGUACCUGUAUACUGUGAAGAAAUGCCAUUGUUCGGUUGAUUCAUGUAUAGCAAUCGUUCGUGGUGUGAUAAUGAUUUCAUACAGAAUAAAUUGUA
Lineus longissimus is the source of this 1801-nucleotide messenger RNA. Its product is annotated as nucleoporin NUP42-like. Bases 2 to 1495 code for a protein of 497 amino acids. The record is from RefSeq and is a predicted model, not a curated record. Gene Ontology annotation, molecular function: metal ion binding. The transcript is spliced from 5 exons. NCBI's taxonomy places the organism in Eukaryota, Metazoa, Nemertea, Pilidiophora, Heteronemertea, Lineidae.